Molecule: messenger RNA, 3654 nt
Organism: Stegastes partitus (bicolor damselfish)
Lineage: Eukaryota; Metazoa; Chordata; Actinopteri; Pomacentridae
Gene: lrch2
Product: leucine-rich repeats and calponin homology (CH) domain containing 2
Exons: 21
Coding region: 1-2271 (756 amino acids)
Cellular component (GO): cytoplasm
Molecular function (GO): protein binding
Source: RefSeq, a predicted model, not a curated record
AUGGCGUCUAGUCAGGGAGGUGUGGGAGCUGUCAGUGCUCUACAAAGCCAUCACUACCCGAGCGGACCUCACUGGAGCCCGGGCAUCAGCCAGUACCAGCCCCAGCAGCAGCAGCAGCAGCCGCCGCCGCCGCAGCAGCAGCAGCAGCAGCAGCACCACACGGCCCGCAGCCUGGACCGGGCUCUGGAGGAUGCCGUGUGCUCCGGGAUCCUGAACCUGAGCGGGAGGAAGCUGAGGGAGUACCCCGGGAUGAGCUACGAUCUGACCGAUACGACACAAGCAGAUCUGUCCAAGAAUCGUCUCACAGAAAUCCCCCCAGAAGUGUGUCUGUUCGCCCCCCUCGAGUCCCUCAACCUUUACCACAACUGCAUCAAAUGCGUCCCAGAAGCCAUCAUCAACCUUCAGAUGCUGACUUAUCUUGACAUCAGCCGAAAUCUCCUGUCAGUUUUGCCAAAAUACUUGUUCAACCUCCCCCUCAAAGUUCUGCUUGUGAGCAACAACAAGCUCGUGUCCAUCCCCGAAGAGAUCGGCAAGGCCAAAGAGCUGAUGGAACUGGACGUGAGCUGCAAUGAGAUCCAGGUGCUGCCAGCUCAGGUGGGGAGGCUUCUAGCCUUGCGAGAACUCAACAUCAGGAAGAAUUGUCUUCACAUGCUGCCUGAGGAAUUGGCUGACCUGCCCCUCAUCCGACUUGACUUCUCCUGCAAUAAGAUCACAGAGAUUCCUCCGGCCUACAGGAAGCUCAGGCAGCUGCAGCACAUCAUCCUCGACAACAACCCUAUGCAGUCUCCGCCCGCACAGAUUUGUCUCAAGGGCAAAGUGCACAUAUUCAAGUAUCUGAACAUCCAAGCGUGUAGGAUGGACAAGAAACCGGACACCUUGGACCUCCCCUCCCUCGGCAAACGCUGCCUUCCACAGCCGCUUACAGAUAGCAUGGAGGAUUUUUAUCCUAGUAAGAACCACGGGCCUGACUCUGGAAUUGGCAGUGACAAUGGCGACAAGAGGCUCUCUACAACAGAGCCUUCAGAUGACGACACAGUCAGCCUGCACUCUCAAGUUUCAGAGACAGCCCGUGCUGACGCCCUCUCACUCCUUUCGAAAAUGGACUCUUGCAAAGAUCAGGAUCUCUAUGACUUUAUAGAGCCCAACCCCGAUGAGGAUCCUGCUCUGUCAGAGUGUGAUGGGCAGCAAAGCAGUCAUGUGUCUUGUAUUAAGGAACUGGAAAAAGUUCUUAACAUGUCUCACCAAAGCAAAGAUAAAGACUGCUGGAAAGAGGAGUCUGGUUCUGAUAAAGAGCAGCUAGUUGAGGAAGAGGAUGAUGAGCUGAAAGAAGUGCUGGAUCUGAGGAAGAUUGCUGUUCAGCUCUUGCAGCAGGAGCAGCAGAACAGACGGCGGUCUUUAAUUUGCAGAGCAGAGAGUCUCAUUCACCGACGGAGAGUGACUGGCCGGGCUCACAGAUUCCUCAGUCACUCUGGAAGCUCCAGCAGCAAACCAAGGCUCCCGCCUCAGACAGCUCGCAGUGCUUCUCUGGAUGAAGGAAGCAGUGGAGCAUCAGUGCUGAGUGGGCAGCCUUCUUCUUCGUGCUCCUUUGACGGCAGCUUGAAGACCGAUCAGUCAGACUCGGAGCCAAAGUGGCCUGAAGUCCCGCCUGUUCUCAAUCAGAAUGAAGACCGCAGGCGGAACAAGUACCUGAGAAAAGAUUAUCUAAAGUACAAGUGUCAGAGCGCCCGCAAAAGCUCCAGCGGAAAUGAUGACUGCGAGGAGGGUUUGCGGAACGCUGAUUUCAGCACCACUUUGACAGUGUUUGGACUAAAGCCGAGAUCAGCCUUCACCAGAGGAAGCCGGCAGGAGUACACCUCGUCCGACCCCAGCUUCACGAUGAGGAGGAAGAUGGAACACUUGAGGGAGGAAAUGGAGCAGAUAGGACUCUUACGGCAGAAUAUCGAGUCCAGACUGAAGGUGCUGCUUCCAGACGAUGUUGGAGCUGCUCUCAUGGAUGGAGUUGUUCUUUGCCAUCUAGCCAAUCACAUUUGUCCUCGGUCUGUUGCCAGCAUCCAUGUACCAUCACCUGCAGUGCCAAAGCUUAGCAUGGCAAAAUGCCGUAGGAAUGUUGAGAACUUCUUGGAUGCCUGUAAGAAGCUGGGUGUACCACAGGACAAGCUCUGUCUGCCACAUCACAUCCUCGAAGAGCGUGGUCUGGUGAAGGUGGGCGUGACCGUCCAGGCUCUGCUGGAUCUUCCCACGUCCAAGUCCACGCAGCUGUCGGCUGUUUGACACGAGCCUAAAUGUUGCGUCCGAACUGCAGUCAUCCAGCCCCCCUCUCUUCCUAGCCCGAACCCCAUCGCCAGGGACCAGAGAGCCCCUCGGGGCGAGGACCCAGUGGCUCGCGGGCUUUUUGGAGUCUGCUUCUGCCUGACUGAACCAGGAGACAGGAGGGUGAAAUGCCUCCGUCUCCUCAUAUGAUGUCAGCCGCCGCCCACCUCCGGCCCAUCGCAUUUUCACUCGUAUCCUGAUCCUUGUUACUGCGGUCAUCCCGUAUGUGUGUGGACUUAAAAUGUGACAGUGUGUUUCCUGAGCUGCUCAGUUAACACAGACAGACAUGACUGUGGGUCUCUAAGUAGAUCUGCACAAAUCUAUCAACAGUGAUUACUGAGUCUGCAAGUGCCAGAACAGACAUUUCCGUGCCGAUGUUGGACACAUCGGCAGUGAGGAGAUGACAGACACAUAACUCACUCUUUCACUAAAGAGGACUGAGCUGCCUCGCAGCUGCAAGCUACUGAGUGACCUCAUUGGGUUCUUACACUUGAGUUUCUUUUUUGUGGAAUUUAUUUUUGCCACAAAAAAAAAAAAAGAAUUUUGGAAUUUAUUAAUGUUUUUUUUUACACACUUCAUCAGGUCCUUACUUUAUCUUCUUUUGUGCAGCCAAACCUGAUUCAUGUGAAGUUAUUUGCUAUGUACUGCUGCUGAGUAAUCGCAUCUCCACUGCUUUUUUUUUUUUUUUAAGGAAAGCUGUGAGCAAGAAAUGGAUUUGGUGUUGUCUUUUGGGAAAUCAUGCUACAGUAGACAUUCUGCCUGUUUUUAGUGAAACUCUGGUGUGGCUUUAAAAUCUUUAAACCACUGUACAAAUCAUGCAUAACUCUGUAACAAAGUUCUUUCUCAGUACAAACCUGCAUGCACCAGGGGAAGUGACAUUUGAUCACUGUGAUAACCGUGCUCGGCUGUUGCCAAAAGCAUGACGUCUUCUUUUGUAGCAUUUUUUUCCAGUGUACAUGCAGUUCUUUUUUUUGUUUGUUUGUUUGUUUGUUUUUGUAUUAUUCUGUAUAUUAACUUUUCUAAAGGUUUUAUACUUUCCUCCCAGUCAUUGCCAAUUAUCACUGGCCAAUUUUGUGGAGUUCACGGCAUAGAUUUGCUGUGCUGUACUCAAAGCAGUUAGGAUUUUAUCGCUUUGCAUAACCUCUGAUGAAACGUGUUUAUACUGUGUGUGUUCGUGAGUGGAGAUGUGAGUGACGGGCCUCUGGUUCAGAAGAGUGUUCAGUGCUGCCUAGAGGCAAACCUUCCUCACAUGGCAUGGCCUUAUCGUACCGCCAGGCCACCCUGCUGUUUGUGGUCUCUGAUUCAUUAUUUCAGGGAAAUUAAAUUAUUUAUGUAUUUAUUUAA